Phymastichus coffea is the source of this 1929-nucleotide messenger RNA. RefSeq lists its product as uncharacterized. The coding region runs from base 357 to 1541 and encodes 394 amino acids. The transcript has 3 exons. Lineage: Eukaryota; Metazoa; Arthropoda; Insecta; Hymenoptera; Eulophidae. The record is from RefSeq and is a predicted model, not a curated record.
CGUGUUCCACAAGAUUCCGACAGUGUGUUCCGCGAUUGGACUUUCUAUGAGCAACAGGACUAUGUCUUUAAGUGGAAAAUAUCCGAAAUUAUAAUUUUCGUGUUAUUAAGUGUUAAAAUAAAUUUUCAAAUGUGUCACACUCGCAGAAAAUUAUUGUGAAAAAGAAAGACCUUGGUGGUGCACAAUGAUCUUCAAAAUAACUGCAUGACGUAACACUCAUUUAAAGGCAAGCAAACGUUAAACGAAUUCAGUGGUUCAAGUUGUGUACCGAUUUUGUUUUCUUGUAACUGUUUUAAUCAGGUACAUAUAAUCGAUUUACGAAUCUAGGAAAAUUUUUUAACCAUUGUAACAUUAAAAUGAACUGUAAUACGGAAAAUCAAGAUGAAGGCGACGUUAGCGAUUCGGUCAGUGCUGUGAAUGUUGGAAAAAUUUUGAAAGCUGAUCAAGAGUCUCAAACAUACUUUUUAAGUUCUUGCGCUGAACAAACAACUUUUAUUUGUAAUAGAUAUAUUUACGUGACUUCUAACUUCGCUGAUUCUGAAGUUCAAGCUGAAAUAUCCGAAAUCGAUGUUCAAAAUAUUAGGAAUAAGAAACAAACUAAAGAUGUAGAGAUACAAUGUUAUUCGUCAUUGGCACACUUUAUAGAUACACUAAUUGAUUCUAAUGAGAUUACAAGUGAGACGAAGCAGAAACUGUCAGGUUUUCUUCGCUUUCGUUCUAUUGCAACUGAUGCAAAAUUAGAAAUUAUGGUUGGAGUCAAUUGGGCUAUUUUUGAUUUCUUACUAGCGAAAAUUGUAAAUUCACCGAAUGAAUUUAAACUAAGAAAAGAAUAUAUACUUAUGAUUUUUUUAAUGAAAAUAAAAAGUGGGUGGACUUUUGCAAACCUAGGAAAAUUCUUAAAGUUAAAUGAGACAAUUACUUUCAAUAUAUUUUUGUCAACUUUGGAAUGUUUGAGCACGUUAUCUAGAUAUUUAGUAAAGCGUCUAAAUACAUCUGUUCUACAAGCUAAAUUGACCAAAAGUUUAAAUCUAAGCUCUCGUGUUAUCGUAGACUGCGUUCUAUUCGAAAUUUCUAUUACAUCUUAUUUGGACAAACAGAUUCUCUGUUACUCUAAUGAAAAACAAUAUUACAGUAUAAAAGUAUUAAUUGGAGUCUCGCCAUCAGGAUUUAUCUGUUUUAAAUCGAAAGCAGCCGGUGCUACAGUGACUGAUUAUCAAAUAAUUGUUGAUUCACAAUUGUUUGAUUUUUUAGAAGAUGAUGAUGUAAUUUUAGCGGAUACGUGUUUUCCCGAAAUCAAAUCUGACAUUUAUGCAAGUGGUAAACGUAUCUCACUUCUUACGCGUACAUUGCCGAAAGAAAAUUCAGAAUUUUCGAAACAAAAGGCAGAUAUAAUUAACAUUUUUACAACAACCGUAGAGCGUCUUAAAUCGUAUCAAAUUUUAUCUAGAAUUCCAGAAGAUAUGCUCUCUCAUAUCGAUAAAGUUAUUGAUGUAGCUUGUGUCUUAAUAAAUUUACAAAGAUGUACUGUCUUAUAUCGAUAAAAUUAUUCAUGUAUUAUAGCUUGUGUCUUAAUUUACGGGGACCAAUGUUUUCUAAUUCAAAGGUGUAAGAAAUGUAAUUAAAAACAGCUUUAUCACACAUUAGAGUUCUUUAUUAUUGUUUAUUUAUCGAUAUUGAGUAAUCACAUAUUAAUAACUGUGAAAUCUCACAUUUUAUGAGAUACCGAUUGCAUACUCUAAAUUACGAACAUAAAUAUAUCUAUCGCACUUUAAUUAUUUCAAUAUCAUACUUUUGUCAAAUUACACUCUUUGAAAAUGUAUAUCCAGUUUUAUCUAAUGUACCUACCGUAUCGUAAAGAUACAUAGUACAUUUUCUACCAACAGACUGAUUAUAACUGUAUUUUUUGUAAUUCUAAAUUGUACAAGAAUA